AGGAAAUAGUUAAUUUACAAAAAUCUAAAUUGACAUGUAAAAGUGACACAUUAAACAAUAUAUAUAUAUAUAAAUUAAGAAUUUAACAAAAUCUCUAAUGAAUAGAAAAAAAAUAUGUUUGAAAAUAUUCAUUUUUAGAAAAAUUUUUCAGUAAUAAUAAAUAGAAAAAAAAAAUUAUGGAAGAUUUUAAUUUUACAUUUGACAAAGAAAAAAAGCAAACUAUUGACAAUUCUCAUCAAGAUGGAAAUUAUGAUGUUCUCUAUCGUUGGCUGAAUAAAAUUCCUUUUUCCAAACGACCUAAAACUUUAGCUCGCGAUUUUUCCGACGGUGUUUUAAUGGCCGAAUUAUUAAAAUUACAUUAUCCUCAAUUAUUGGAAAUUCAUAAUUGCAUACCAACAAAUAAUGUUAGUACCAAAAAGGAUAAUUGGAAUAAUUUAAAUAGAAAAGUAUUUUCAAAAAUUAAUUUAAAAUUAAAUAACAAUAUUGUGAGUCAAUUGGCAAAUUGCCAACAUGGAACAAUUGAGAAAUUGCUUUUUUCUUUAAUUGAUCAAAUUACAAACAAUGAUAAUAAUUCUUCUUCUCGAGAUCCGGUACAAGAAAUUGAAAUUAUCGAAAAUGUUGAUGAAAGUAUAAAUGAAAUAAUCCAAGAAAUUCCGAGAGUAGAUUCAAAAAUUCCGCAAAUAAUAGAAAAAGAAAAAUUUUUCUCUUUUUUUUCAAAAAUGGGAAAAAAUAUUUUUAAUCAUCUCAUGACUUUUUUGAUGCAAGCAUCUUGUAUUUGGCGAUGGUUUGGCAAUUUACAAAUUAUAAAAGGGGACCUUGAAAUUGAAAAUAAAUAUAUCAGUGGAAAUAAUUAUCUUUACGAAACAAGAAGUGAAACUUAUUUUAAUGAAGAAAUUGACGACACUGCAGCGCGUUGGGCUUAUGAACAAUUAAUUGAAGAGAUACGCGAAAAAGAGGAUAUAAUUUCAACUUUAAAUCAUAAAGUCGCAUAUCUUGAGGGAACAAUGAGACAAAAAGAUUUACGAAUUGCAAAUUUGAUGAUUCAAAUCACCAAUGAAUCAUUAGAAGUACCGUCGAAUUUAAAAAAACGCUCUUCCAUUUGUGGAUCCAUGAAAUUACGACCAAAAACAUAUAAUUCACAAUUGAUAAAUUCGUACAAAAAUUGAAGAUCAACUAUUUUUUUUUUCAACAUUUAUUUUUUCGAUAAAUAUUUUGUAUACUUUUAUUUUUUUUAGUUUAUAUAUUUUUAUACAAAACUGUCUUUUAGAAUUGACUUUUAAGAUUUUGAAUAAAUAUUUUUAGAAAAUA
Molecule: messenger RNA, 1308 nt
Organism: Leptopilina boulardi
Lineage: Eukaryota; Metazoa; Arthropoda; Insecta; Hymenoptera; Figitidae
Exons: 4
Coding region: 177-1166 (329 amino acids)
Biological process (GO): regulation of cytoskeleton organization
Cellular component (GO): axoneme
Molecular function (GO): microtubule binding
Source: RefSeq, a predicted model, not a curated record